Molecule: messenger RNA, 1254 nt
Organism: Schistocerca americana (American grasshopper)
Lineage: Eukaryota; Metazoa; Arthropoda; Insecta; Orthoptera; Acrididae
Product: glucose dehydrogenase [FAD, quinone]-like
Exons: 6
Coding region: 1-1254 (417 amino acids)
Molecular function (GO): oxidoreductase activity, acting on CH-OH group of donors; flavin adenine dinucleotide binding
Source: RefSeq, a predicted model, not a curated record
AUGACGACUGAUGUUUUAACAGCAAUUGUACUGCUUCAAGCAAGCGCGGAGCGCGCCUACCUGCGGCCGGCGCUGGGCAGGCCCAACCUGCGCGUCCUCACCGGGGCGACGGCCACCCGGCUCAUCAUCGACCCGGCCACCAACUCCACGCGCGGCGUCUGCUUCGUACGGGGCGGACGUGCGCAGGAGCAGCAGCAGCAGCAGCAGCAGCAGCAGCAGCAGAUGACUUUGGUCCUCCAUCUGGUCCACAGCAGCUUAGUUGUUGGCAUCAGCUCGAACUGGCACCAAUUGGCAGAGGUGCUGGCAGACAAGGAGGUGAUUCUGUCCGCCGGCGCCAUCAACUCCCCGCAGCUGCUUAUGCUGUCCGGCGUGGGACCCCGCGACCACUUGGAGAGCCUGGGAAUCCCCGUAGUGCAGGACCUGCCAGCCGUGGGGCAGAACCUGCAGGACCACCCCGCCAUGGGCGGAAUCACUUUCACCGUCAACGAGUCCGUCACCAUCAUCGACAAGAGGGACGCCCUCAACCCCGUCAACUGGCUCGACUACCUGUUACGUGGCAAAGGGCCUCUCACACUGCCAGGUGGCGCAGAGGCGUUGGCGUUUGUGCGGACGCCGCUGGCGGAGGGCCCGGGCCCCGACGUGGAGCUGGUGAUGGGCGCAGGAGCGCCCUCCGGCGACUCGCUGGGCUUCCUGCGGCGCCUCGUGGGCUGGCGGCGCGGCGCGUGGCGGAGUGUGUGGGGCGCCGCGGCCGGCCGGGGCGCCGACGCCUGGUCCCUGGCCGCCGUGUUGGUGCGGCCGCGCUCCCGCGGCUCCGUGCGCCUGCGCAGCCGCAACCCGCUGCACGCGCCCGUUCUGCGGGCCAACUACUACGACGACGAGCGGGACCUGCAGGCGCUCGUCCACGGCAUCAAGUUUGCGGCGUCGCUGGGGGAGUCGGGCCCGCUGCGUCGCUUCCGCAGCCGGCUGCUGCGAGUGCCGGCGCCGGGCUGCGAGCGGGAGACCUUCGGCUCGGACGGCUACUGGGCGUGCGCGGUGCGCCAGCUGGCCUUCAACCUGCACCACCAGGCGGGCACCUGCUCCAUGGGCGGCGUCGUCGACAGCCGACUGCGCCUGCUCGGCGUGCGGGGCGCGCGCGUCGUCGACGCCUCCGUCAUGCCCGCCGUGCCCUCGGGACACACCGCCGCGCCCGUCUACAUGAUCGCCGAGAAGGCCGCCGACAUGAUCAAGCAGGACUGGGGGCAGCCCAUCCAGUAG